Messenger RNA from Brienomyrus brachyistius, 3224 nucleotides. Its product is annotated as disintegrin and metalloproteinase domain-containing protein 33-like. NCBI's taxonomy places the organism in Eukaryota, Metazoa, Chordata, Actinopteri, Osteoglossiformes, Mormyridae. Gene Ontology annotation, biological process: proteolysis. Gene Ontology annotation, molecular function: metalloendopeptidase activity. The record is from RefSeq and is a predicted model, not a curated record. The transcript is spliced from 23 exons. Bases 163 to 2865 code for a protein of 900 amino acids.
CACACGCACGUACAGUCCACCAAGCAGGCGCCAAUUCUCUUCUGCGAUUUUACACAGCAAUACGUUUCUUGUUUUCUUAGGUAGACAGUUCUUAACGUCAAGCAGAGGAGUGAUCAUUACAGCGAGUGGUGCACACGGUUAGAGGUACUUAGACAAACGGGGAUGUACCAGCAGAAGAAGUCAGUUAUAUCAGCAGCAUGCGGACGCCCACUGAUAUGUUUGAUCCUGCUACUUGUCAACAGUGCACUAACAAUAGUGAAUGGAGACCUCAGGGAACAAGGAGAGAGCCUGGGCCAGACCGUGAUACCAUAUUGGAUGUUUGAAGGGCAAGCCAAACGAGAAGCUGUAUUCCAGACCCGCUUCCCAGCCCGGGGUGAGAUACUGUUGGAGGCCCAGGGCAAAGAACUGCUGUUGCAGGUUGAACGUAAUGAUCAGCUGCUGGGCCCGAAUUUCACAGAGACUCAUUACGAAGACGGGGUGCCUGUCACCCUCAUGCCUGAUUACACGGAUCACUGCUACUAUCAUGGGCACGUCAUUGGACACUCUGACUCCUGGGUCACCCUCAGUACAUGCUCUGGAGUCAAGGGCCUGAUUGUGCUGAAUGCCAACAACAGUUACUACCUUGAGCCCAUUAAUGGGUUGGAAUCACCUCAUCACAAGAUGUACAGGACCGAACAUCUGAGAAUCCAAGGGGGGACGUGUGGACAUGAGCAUCAGACGGAGCAUCCUGGCCAUUUCUCUGAUUUCCUCCAGCCUUUGCAUCGAAGGAUGAGAAGAAACACACAGAGUUCUACUAAAUAUAUGGAGCUUUACAUUGUGGCAGAUCAUACACUGUUCAAAAGACAAAAUAACCUUGGAAUAACCAAACGAAGAAUUAUAGAAGUUGCCAAUUAUGUGGAUAAGUUCUAUAGGGCCCUGAACAUCCGAGUGCCCCUCAUUGGGCUGGAGGUGUGGACGGAGCGGGACCAAUGCAUAGUCACAGAGGACCCCAAAAAGACACUCUGGUCCUUCCUGCAGUGGAGGCAAAAGCUGAAAUCCCGCAAGAAGCAUGACAAUGCCCAGCUGCUCACGGGUGUGAUCUUCACGGGGACCACCAUCGGCAUGGCGCCACUGGAGGGCAUGUGCUCCCUGGAGAACUCGGGGGGAAUCAAUGUGGACCACUCAGACUUGCCCAUUGGGGCGGCUGCCACCAUGGCUCAUGAGAUCGGCCACAACUUUGGCAUGAGCCACGACAACGAGGGCUGCUGCGUGGAAGCGACGGCUAAGCAGGGAGGGUGUAUGAUGAAUGCGGCCACCGGCCACCCCUUCCCACGUGUCUUCAGUCAGUGCAGCAAAAGGGACCUGGACGGCUAUUUCCAGAAGGGGGGCGGCAUGUGCGUCUUCAACAUGCCUAACGUGGAGGAGCUCGUGGAGGGCAGGCGCUGCGGGAACGGCUUUGUGGAGUCAGGGGAAGAAUGUGACUGUGGGGAGCCAGAAGAAUGCACCAACGCCUGCUGCAAUGCUAAAAACUGCACUCUGAAAGCAGGGGUCCAGUGUGCCCAUGGGGUCUGCUGUGAAAACUGCAAGCUGAAGCUGGGGGGCACCCUGUGUCGGGCCGCAGCAGGAGCAUGUGACCUGCCGGAGUACUGCACAGGGGCCUUGCCCUACUGCCCUUCCAACGUCUACCUGAUGGACGGCUCCCUCUGCCAGAAUGGCCGUGCCUAUUGCUAUAAUGGCAUGUGCCUGACACACGAGCAGCAGUGUCUGCAGCUGUGGGGGCCCGGUGCCCGUCCAGCUCAUGAUACCUGCUUUCAGGAGGUAAAUGCUGCAGGGAAUGAAUUUGGAAAUUGCGGCAAAAAUGCACUGGGGGUCUACGUGAAGUGUGAAAAGAGCGAUGCCAAGUGUGGCAAGAUCCAGUGUGACAGCAUCGCAGAAAAGCCCAAAGGCUUCAAUUCUGUGGCCAUUGACACCAGCAUCCACACCGAUGGCACGAAGAGGAUGUGCCGAGGCACCUAUGUUUACACCAAGCCGGAUGAGCAGGACGUUGUUGACCCAGGGCUCGUCAUGACUGGGACCAAGUGCGGAGAUGGGAAGGUGUGUAUCAAUCAGCGUUGUCAGAACAGAUCCUUCAGUGACCUGAUGAACUGCCUCACUCGGUGCCACAGACAUGGGGUGUGCAACAGUAACCAGAAUUGUCACUGUGACCAAGGUUGGGCACCACCCUUCUGUGACAAGCAAGGUCUAGGGGGGAGUGUGGAUAGCGGGCCCGUGCAGUACCACGGCGAACAGGGCCUAGUGGUGGGCCUUUUCUUGACCUUCCUGGUUCUGGUGCCUGGUGUCCUGGUCCUGUUCUGGUGCUGGAAGGUGAAGGCCCUUACCUUCCACAUGUGGUUGUCUCAAAGGUUGAUCAGAAAUGACAUUUCUGACCGGUCGGUUAAUAAUGGACAUCAGAACCUCUCACUGCAACUUGGAAUACCUGGAUCAUCAAGCAUCGAUCAUAAAACCAGCAAAUCCAGGGAGUCUCACACCACAAAGGAGAACCUGCCCUUGAGGCCUGUAACAGAACCCAGCCUCAUCCAGCCCAGCAGAAGAGCUGACCAGCAUUGGUCACCCGAUGAAGGCCAAGGGACCCCCUCUUCAGUGGGAAAGUUGUCCUCCAUUCAGUCCCAGUCACCAGCGCCUGCACACAGUCUCACCCCACCCAAAAAGGUCCUACCACUGAGCUCAGGAACAGGCCUUACGCCUGGGGGUUCCCAGCCGAGACGGCCACCUCAGCGACCCCCGCCCCCGAGAAUCUCCCCCACCUGCCACCAGGUCGUACCUUCUAAAGCUGUCAGCAACAUGCGAUUGGUGGCUGGGCGCAAAGUACCUGAUGCCUGCCCAUAGCUGUCCUGGUGGAGGGUAUCCAGCACAGCUCAAACCAUUUUAGACAUUGAAAGGAGGACCAUCAAGACACGCCUGUUGUUCUGCAUCUACAACUUGCACUGGGGUGCAGAGAGGGACAGGGAUUGGCUGAACAUGCAGGGGCAUUCAGUUGGUCGCGAGCAGGGAAAGCACCACUUCCUUUUGGUGACGUCAUCUUAGGCUGACCCUAUAGGAAAAUACUACUGUAUUACUGUGAUAAUAACUUAAAGGGGUCAUGGGGUCACUGUUAACCAAAUAUGGGAAAACAAUAUAUGUUCACCUUUUUUUACUGCAGUUGGUUUCUCUUAUUUUAAAUAAUACUUCAUAUGACAGCAACGUGU